AUGCUCUACUUCGGACUGCCUGUCGAGCCCAUUUUGUCUGAGCUGACGCGCUUUUCGAAGCCGGAUUUUGAUGUGGACGACUGGGAUGAACUCUGCACUGCCGAGGUCCGCCCUCCGCUGCACUUCCUGACAGCCUACGACCAGAGAAAUUUUGGAUACGACUACAUGAGAGGAAAAGAGGAUCAAUACAGCACGAUCCCUGUGGCAGCUUCUCAAAUGCCAGACGCCACUGGUGAAGGACUAAGCCUUCGAGGAGGGGGCGACGACGACGAUGCCUUGAUGGCAGAUGUGGACUAUCCGCCAGAUAAUGGUGAAGAAGACAGCCUUGGUCCAUCACAGACUGCCAUGGUUAUGGAUAACGAAGACGACAAUUCAUUGGGUGACGGCUCCAGCAGUGAGAUCGUGACGAUGCCUGUGACGGGCAUUUCAAAUAAAGUCAUCUCAGGAAGAGGGACUGCCACGCCUGACUCGAGGCGACGUCAAAACCAGUCGGCGAUAACCUCUAAAAUCGGGCACCCAUCACCAGAAUCGGACAAAGGACAUGGCUGGGUUCCUCUGUUUGGAUUCCAAGGCAAGAUCAUGUUUGAUACGGACGACAUGUCCACGUUUCAGGAGGCUGCGAGAAAGCUCUUGUCCCUGCGCCAACGGGAGCAAAGCGACAUCGUACUCGUUGAAUUUGAUUUCAAGACGGCAAAAGUCCUGCGGCGAUUCGAUGACAACAUUCCGCUCAACCCUGUUAGUGAUCUUGCGGAACACCUGGGACAGGCAACUAAGUCCACACCCAGCUCGGCCUGGUUCGUGCUUCGGAGAGGCGAAGAUAUUCCCUCCGAAUGGGAGCCUCCAGAGUCCUUCUUCUUGACCACGCUCAUCAAGUUGACUCAUGUUGACGACGACGGGCGAGAAAACCUCUCGUAUCUCAAAGUGCCCGAUGGCAAAAGUUUCUUCGGCCCCAAGCAAAAGGGCUACAUCUACCCUGCCAAUAAACCCUGGGGUUCCAAUCAAUACAUGCCCUUUAUAACGACGGCACAAGAAGUGCUGGUGGGAAGACCGGAUCAGCCAGGAGGAAGCCACUGUGAUCUUGUCAUUACACGUGAUGAUGAAGAUCCAGAGGGAUCAUCACCACCGUGGUAUGGUGGUCUGGAAGUCCACCGCGAACUCUGGGAUAGCAUGCAUCCUCUGAUCAGCAAGGGUCAAGCGUUCAGAGUUAAAACUCGCCCCGUGGCAAACGAUACCGUUGUGUUCUACCUGCCGGGAAACUCGAACAACGCCAGAACUCUCAAGAACCGAGAGUGCCUUCGGCGAACAGGCUCUGGAGACCCCUAUCCCGACGCCCUGCAUAAGGUUGGCCUAAUGACGAAAAGCGUCAGAAUGCCCAUGAAAGCCUCUCACUACCUGAUUUGGCGCGGGGUCGACUAUUUCAACCCAUUAAUCAGUCGUCCCGUUGGAGCCUACAGUCCAGUUCGAUGGAAUUAUCGGGACAAAGAUUCUUCGAAACAAGCCCAGAAGGCGCUAUCAAAGCUCAUUGCCCGUUCUGUCGACGACAAGAAUGAGCCCUGUCAGUUCUUCGUGAUCCAGCCAAUGGAUGGGGCUGAAGAUCCAUGCACGAUCGAGGCGGUUGAAGGACUAACAGGUCAGGCAGAGUUCAGUAUGGAGCCUCUUACUAUGAAAGCGUUGAAAACCACGAUGGAAAUGCUCUAUGCCGGAGACGAAGAGAUCACUUACGACGCUGAAAAGGACAGCGUUGUCAUGGAGCCUCUUUUCGACGAAGAAACAAUUGGAAGAAGUUGGAGCCCGGCCAGCUUCGUUCUUCGGCCGGACGCCACCGACUCCGAGGCAUCCUUGGCCCGGCGCUUCAUCCUGACUCAGAUGGUGCGAGCAGACGUCUUGCAAGAUGACGAGUUGGACUUUGUCAAAACACUGGCUAAAGCAGCGGAGGCAAAUAAUCACUGGGGUCCUCGGUAUGGCGAAGUGGCACCCUUUCGAAAGGAGUUAUCCCUGCCAGCAAUCGUUCCCCCUGGCAAGCUCCAUCCCGUGGUUUUCCAUGAACCGAAAACGCCGCCUCCUGCUCCUCGGAAAUCAGCUCAUCCUAUGCCGAGGGAGCCUGACCAGACACCCCGUGAAGGAAGCUAUGUGCGGCAGCCAAGCAUCUUUGACAUGGGUGUCUGGAACCCCUCCUUUCCGAUCAACGCGCCGCCCGUGGAGGCCAUUCUGAGGACUGGGGCAGGCCGAGUCCCUAUGGUCACCAAGAACGUCCUAACGCCCAGUGAGCAGCGGGAACUACAGGAUAAAGUCUGGAGUCUCUCCAAAGUAAACCUGGCUCGGCUAGCCGCGUGUCCGUACCAGAAAUGCCGGUUCACAUAUCGCCAAGAUGAGGACGAGACGCUUCUGGUGCAUUUGGAGAAGACUCAUGCCGAAGAGAAAUGCCCGUGGUGUGAUAUCCAGCUCUUCAAACACUGGUCCUACAAGCAGAAGGAAGAACACUACAGAAACUCCCAUGCAGACCAGCUGCGAAAGGUGCUUCAGCUUCCUGAGAGACCCAAAUCGCAUCCGCCUCAAAACCAAACCACCAGCCUCGAAAAGCUACGCAAUAGCCCUUCGGAGGCCAUUACAUCUCUUUCAACCUUUAGAAUAACCGACCAAGCCAGACCUCCAGUUGGCCCGUUGCCUCAGCCAGAACAGCCAGCGAAAGCCAGCGACAGGGAGAAAGUCUAUCGAUACUGUGAUCGUUGCGGUCGUGACCACAAAGAACUCAAGAGCUAUGAGGACCGAAAGCAUCACGAUCGUGUUUGUGUCCCCCUGGCUGAGGGAGCCGGGCGAUGUACAUUCUGUAAACUUUGCGGAGAUCGUGAGUGGAAGACUGAGAAAGAUGCCACAGAUUUUGGACCUUUCGACACUUAUCCUCACAAGUGCCACGGCACUCUCCACGAAAACAAGCCGCAUUGCACCAAGUGCGGAUUCUCGAUGAAGAAACUCUCCGACGAGAAAGUCGACGGACAUCGCAAGUUCUGUGGGGGCUUCUAUGGUACCCUGGGUUGUUUCUGUCCGUACUGCCAGAAAUCCUUUGUGAGCGAUGGAACCCAGAAGCCUAUUGAUGAAAUUAAAAAUCACAUCACGGCUUGCCCUCAAGAAGAGGGCAUCAAGCCAACGCCGUGGGACAUCUAUUCAGAGGUCUUUUGGAAAGAUACUGACAAGUCAAUCGACCCUCUCUUCGUGGGGGCCGCGGAGACCUCCGCGGCCUUGUGCAAACAACAACGUCGUCCUCGCGCUUCUAGUCGCUAUCUCAGUCUCCCUCUAAUGUGGCAUGAUAAGCCGGGACCAAUUCCUACGUCAGACCCGCCUUCUGAGUGUCCUGCCGCCGGGUGUCGAGAACCUCUUUUCGGCCUGAUGCCAUCCGAGGUUCUAGGACACUUUGAGAAGAAACAUUUUGAGGAGCCCCUGAAACAGUGUCCGCUCUGCCACCUGUCGUUCAAGAGACCCAAGGAAGAUCGCGAGAAGCAACCGGAGCUCGGGGAGUGGGAGGACAGAAAAGACCAGGUCUCCCACAUGGAGUGUCACGUCUAUCAGCUUUGGGACAUUUUGACUGGCAGUACUCGGCCUCCUGCGAUGGUCAAUCAGGAACCCUUCAACCCGGGUCACAGUCUUUGGGAUCCCGAGAAUGAGAGCGCAUUGGAUCGGCGUGACAAGCGCUGUCCGCACUUUGACCAGUGUGGCGCCAUGGUGGGCUUCAUGAACCAACUCCAGUGGAACGAGCAUUUGAAGAAGGCGCACGCUAUCGAGCCCCUUGAGGCACAGAUUGUCCGAGACAUGGACGCUGAAAUCGCGGCUGCUCGCGAAGAAAGGAGGCAGCAGAGAAUUCGCGAGGGAAAGAAUCCAAUUCCAGGUCUGCCGGCGCCCAAAAUAAUACAAGACAGCGGAUCGGGGCCAGUUGUGACAGGAGAGACGCAGACAGGAACAGGUCCCAGUGUUCAGCUCAGUGGAGAUGACGAGGAUGACCCAGAGUUCCAAGACGUUCGGCAAGACGUACUCGGCCCCAAGGAUAGUACAGCGAGAGGACCAAAACCCGAGAGUAAAGUUCACGAAGGCCAUCGAGGCAGCCGUCCUCACGGGCCUGGGCCGAUUCUUUCACCCCCGCCUACGGUUUCCAAACCGCACACAGCCACUGCUUUGGGGAAUGGACCUCGCCAAGGAGAAAAGCAGCCAAAGAGUCCGAAGGGCCCGAUAAAGAACCCUCCUAAAGAUUCUGAAAAAGUGACUACGGACCCCAACAGUGUCAAGGGAACGCCACAGACAGGUGGCAAUCCGCCCACGGCUAAGUUUGUGCCGGCUGAUGACAUGUACUGUUCACGGUGCUUGCGUCCGAUUCCCAAGAGUAACACGAAUGGCGAACCUUCGAAACAAGUGCAGAUAGACGCACACUCGGAUCCGAAACGUAGCUGCCGAAUUCCAGCGAGACAAGGCAAAGUACAAUUUGACCGUGAAGACAAGGCCAUAUUGCCGAGCAAAGUCGGUUGGAUCACGCAAAAAGAAAUCGUUAAAGCGGGCGGUGUGACCAAACUCAGAAAAGCCUUUGUCAAAAACCACCCGGAUUUGAAGAUGACCAUAUACCCUACCGAUAACAGAUUUACGGAUAUGAGGAACUUGUGGACGCGGGAUCCGAAUCAUCCCAAGAACAAAGAGAACUGGGGAUUGCGUUUUCGGCCCCGAAAUGAUGAUGAAACUGAUGAGAGCGAGGACGACGGCUUGCGGAAUUACCACCCAGAAAAUGAUGAACCCGGGGACGACGAUGAGGACGAGGAAGAGGACGAAGGGGCUGAGAAGAUAGCCGAUGCAGAUGGCGAAGACAACGACGAUGAUGUGGAGGAGGACGACGAUGACGACGGCGGUCCCGGGAACCGGGCUAAGCAGAAGCGGAAGCCGUAUCGUGGAUUUUCCACCCACGAUCCGACAUACCGAGACCGUGGGGAAGAGGAUGAUCUGAGCCAGACUAGCGACAGGGAACUGGUACCGGAGAGCGGAGAUGAUGGAGCUGGUACCUUUGGUGGAUCAUCCGGUGCGAAGCGGAAGCGCGGGACUGGGGAGUCAUCAGGACAGGGUAACAAGGGGGGCAAGGAUAAGACACAGGAGAGGCAUCCUAAGAAGGCCAAGGUGGGCGCGAGUUCUCAGGGCGAUGACAGGGUGAGCCGCGCUCUCGACGUCGUCCACCACCAAACGAAGCCCAUCCCGCCCAAUCUAGCCAUUCACCUCGAUCCAAAUCCAAUGCAAGCGCCGCGGCGUCCAUUUAGCGAGCUCUUACAGCUCUCGACCAGGCGGCCCGUCCCUCCUCGUCCGACUCUUGGAGCAUGGCGGCCGAGCUACAUCCCUGAUCUUCCUCCUCCUCCUCCAGGAUGUCGUCCUCUACACGCCUCUGCCCGCUCGAGACACCCCCGACCGACACCCGCCUCCUCGACGCCUUUGGCCGGUGGACAGGAAUAUAUCCAGAAACACCAGACUACUGGUACCCGGCAGGGAGAGCGCGGGGAUGAACGUGAGCCCCAGCACCCACGCCGUCGUAAAGGUCCGGCCACCGUCAGUACAUUGCUUGCUAGCGGCGGGCUCUUGUCUCUCUUUGUCGGCCUCUCGGAGCCCUUCCAUGUGCCCACUCAGGACGAAGUAGAUGUCUCCGACCCGGACCCGUCCACCGACGACCGCGACCCGUCUAUCCCUCGCUUCAGGCUCUCCGAAAUCCGAAAACAUGAUGCCAAAUCCGGCAGCCCUUGGGUUACCCAAGGCGACAAGGUCUACGACAUUACCGACUGGGUUGCUGCACACCCCGGAGGUGAUGUCAUCCUCCGUGCCGCUGGAGGUAGCAUUGAUCCCUACUGGAACAUCUUCACCAUCCACAAGUCGCCCCACGUUUAUGAGAUCCUCCAACAGUACUUGAUUGGCUUUAUCGACUCGGACGACCUUGUUGACGGCAAGCCCGCUGCUCAGGAAAUAGAAGACCCCUUCAAGCACGAUCCUACCCGUGAUGAGAGACUCAUCACUCUCACUCCCAAGCCUCGUAAUGCAGAGACCCCCGUCGAAGGCCUGGCAGACAGCUACCUCACUCCCAAUGAACUCUUUUACGUGCGCAACCACAUGUGGGUUCCACAGGUUGAUGAUACUUCGGACUACACCCUCAAGAUUGAGCUCCUCGAUGGCACCAUCAAGGAGUACAGCCUCGAUGACCUAAAGACCAAGUUCAAACCUACUACUGUUGUGGCUGUUUUGCAGUGUUCUGGGAAUCGCCGAAGCGACAUGACCCGUAACGCGAAGAAGACCAAUGGACUCCAGUGGAAUGUCGGCGCUAUCUCUUGUGCGGAAUGGCAGGGCGUGAAGCUCACCGACGUACUUGCUGAUGCCGGCAUUCCUAUACUCGAGGCCAUGACUGGAGACACGGAGGCCAAGCACGUUCAAUUCAUGGCCCUUGAAGCCUACGGCGCCUCGAUUCCCAUUGAGUCUGCUUUGGACCCGCGUGGCGAUGUUCUGUUGGCUUACUCGAUGAAUGGCAAGCCGCUGCCGCGAGACCACGGGUACCCUCUCCGUGCUCUUGUGCCAGGCCACGUCGCCGCUCGUUCCGUCAAGUGGUUGAGCCAGAUCACCAUUUCUGAUGAAGAAAGUCAUAGCCAAUGGCAACGCAAGGAUUACAAGUGCUUUGGCCCCAACGAGACGAGUCCCGACUGGGACCGCGCCGCACCGAUUCAGGAGAUGCCCAUCACAAGCGCCAUUACCACCGUCAGAUUAGGUGACUGGAAAGCAACAACAAACGAGUCAUCGGCAAACGAGGAUAUCGGCAGCGUCCGCGAAGCGUCUCUCAUGGGCUAUGCGUAUUCUGGUGGCGGUCGCCGGAUCGUUCGUGUCGAUGUGAGCGUCGACAAUGGCAAGACCUGGGAUCAAGCUGAGUUACUUGACGAGCCUGGAGCCCCUCCAAAAACCGGGCACAAGUCCUGGGCUUGGAAACGCUGGAGGUACGACGGCGCAAUCCCACUUGGCGAGCCAGGUGAAGGGACCAAGAAGUGCACCACCCUGCUCGUCAAGGCCACGGACGAGGCGUACAACUCGCAACCCGAGAGCUACGCGGCAAUUUAUAAUCAGCGAGGAAACUUGGCCAACGCGUGGCACCGUCUGAAGGUUUGCUCUGAAUGUGCCAACAAGGCCGUGGUCGUGGCUAAGUAG
This is a messenger RNA of Colletotrichum paranaense, 7194 nucleotides long. RefSeq lists its product as uncharacterized. NCBI's taxonomy places the organism in Eukaryota, Fungi, Ascomycota, Sordariomycetes, Glomerellales, Glomerellaceae. The coding region runs from base 1 to 7194 and encodes 2397 amino acids. Gene Ontology annotation, biological process: sulfur compound metabolic process. The transcript has 5 exons. The record is from RefSeq and is a predicted model, not a curated record. Gene Ontology annotation, molecular function: sulfite oxidase activity; molybdopterin cofactor binding; molybdenum ion binding. Gene Ontology annotation, cellular component: mitochondrion.